AGUUUUGGGUAAAGAGUUAAUAGAUAACAAUUCUAACACCUCUAGAUGCUAAUAAAUUGAGUAAUGGAAUUAGAAUUGUCCAUUGAUGGUAGAACUCAAGAGUCUCUGUGUGCUGGAGCCGCUCUUGUUGCUGCUGCUGCCAGGCCUUUGUGGGACAAAUCCAAAUUCAAUUUCAAGGUGUAUAAUGAGGGGAUCUCCAACCAGCUGGUAGGAAUUUGGCCCCAUGACCUAACCAAAGAAGAGCAAGUGCUUGUUCGGGUCUAUGGCAAAAGCACUGAACUCUUUAUUGAUCGUGGUGCAGAAAAACGUAAUAUACAGCGACUGCAUUCAAAAGGAUGUGGCCCAUCUCUUCUGUGCAGUUUCAAAAAUGGCAUAUGUUACUCCUACACUGUUGGAGUGCCUCUCACCACAGAUACUGUGAUGCAAGAGGACAUCCGCCUUGCAACUCUCACUUGCAUGGCAGACCUUCACUCCAUCGAAUGGGAUGAGACCUUGGGUGCCCCUGUGUUGUUUAAAAAAAUUCAGCUGUUCAUGGAUCUGUUGCCGGAAUUGCAUACUGAAGUUUGCUUCAAAAGUGCAGUGCUAGAAGGCUACACCAAGGAAAACAUUAAGAAUGAAGUGGCAGAAGUUGAGAGAGCUGUCAGAGGUUUGAACUGUCCAGUAACCUUCUGCCACAACGAUACUCUGCUUGCAAACGUCAUUUGGAACAAAGAAGAGAGGCGUGUUCAUUUCAUUGACUUUGAAUAUGCUGCCCCCAACUUCCAGCCUUUUGAUAUUGCUAAUCAUUUCUGUGAAUAUGCAGGUGUGGACGAGGUGGACUACAGUCGCUACCCAUCUGAGGAGUACCAGACACUUUGGAUCUCUCAGUAUCUGUCGCGCUUAAAGAAGCCUUCACAACGUCCCCUAGCGUGGUGGCUGGCAGCGGUCAAGGCACUGGCGCUUGCUUCCCAUCUCUUCUGGGGCACCUGGGCUCUGGUGCAGGCCCAUCACUCCUCCAUACAAUUCGACUUUGCAGGAUACUCCGUCUGUCGUCUGAAUGAAUACAGGCGCCGGAAAGUCGCCUUCCUUGACUCAGCCAGACUCUUUGGACCACAAGACUCGCUGCAACAAGCACAAGAAGAGCAACAAGAGAUCAAGCAGACUGACUCACCAUUCUCUACAGUAGUGCCUAUGCUUGGUAGUCCCCAGCCUACAUCUUAGCAUUCAACAUGCAACAAUUAUUGGCUGAGCCGGUACCACUUGUACAACAACUCAUUAGAAGAGCUGUUUUUAGGACGAAAAUUUUAAAAUUUUGUAAAUCAUGCGCCGGGCUCGUUAUUCCUACAUACUCAGCUUCCCUAGGUUAUGUUGGAUUUUUUCCUGAAAUUUGUGAAUGCGCCCAUCUUUCCGUAGUAUUUUAAGCGGUUUCAUCGGUUGUUGCAGAAGCAUUCCUUAAUGUUAGAAUUUUUUACUUUAUCCCUUGCAUAUAUUUCACUUAAUUCUAUUGUUUCCUACUCAUGUAACUUUUCCACCUGUGCUUUGUUAAUGUCAUUAUAGAAUAUUUUUAUGAGAUGAAAGGUCUUAGAGCGCAUUAUUUUUUGUUGUGUUGAUCAUCUAGAAAACUAGUUUCUGCGAAAUUAAAUAAUAAUCACGAGAAAAUUAUUCGUCUUACUUCAAUCGCUCUGCAUUAUUGUCGCUCGUCUCGUGUGUUGCUAUUUUUUUUCUAUGUACCUUUUAUUUUCAUAUAAUUUGUUCUUCAGUUCUCAUUUAACAAAGAGUGUUCAUUUAAAUAUUGCAGGUUAGCCCGGUCUAUCCUCUGGAUCUGUCUUUGACGAGUCUCACAUUAUCUCGGUUGGUCUGUACUAACUAUGCUAUCGAAACUAUCUGCGUUGUGUACGUUAAUAAUACCAUUUAUGAGGUCUUUCUUAAUUUUAUGGUAAUCAAGUUCACUUGAACUAAAUACAUCCAUAUUUGGAGUAUCUCGUACUCUCGGUCGGUAAUAGCAAUGAGCAUUUACGUCAGUUGACUACGGUACUUCCUGAACCUGAAAAAAUCAGUUUCUUGUCCACAAUUUAGUAAUUAUUUAAUCGGCGUAACUCAAUUGUUGGAGUAAAAGUUGCAACUACUGGUAAACGCUGGCAACUGCCUGCCUACCGCUGUUGCGCGAUUAAGAAUCUUAUGUCCACUAUUGGGAGCUCACAAAUUCAUCUUAAUUCGACAUAACGGCCUCGCCUCCUGCAUAGAGUUCUGCAACGCGCUCGGAAGGCUAGUUGUUACAACGGCUUUUUAUUGUCAAUUAUCGAUUAAAGUACGGAUUAUUUUCUUAAUUCAUUGUGGUCAAAAUCUUUAGAAUUAGUGGAAGUGAUGACUGCAUACUAAUUACUUGCAAUUGCUAUCAAGAUAAUAUUAAUAUUAAUUAUUUCUAGCAUUCCUGCGGAACGUGCGAUUUUUGCAUUUCGGUUCGUUGCUUUUUUGUAUUUGAUGCUUUUGCUAAUCAUCUCUUAUCAUCCCUUGUUUGUUUGGAUAUUAUCCAAUGCUCAGAGCUCUAGCGAUUGUAAAUGCUGAAUAUCAAAAUUAUCUGACUAGAAUUACUAUUGUUAUUGUUUUGAUGUGUUGUUUGACAAUUUUUGUUCCGGGCGUUUGUUUAUAGAGUUAACGAGUCCAUCGCACUCCUGAUGCCGAGUACCAUUUUUUAAUAGCCAUAAAUUCGAUCUUGUGCAUUGAAUAUACUAUCUAAUCACUGUUAUGGAAUGCAGGCACAUCAACCCUUAAACAAUAUUAUUAGAGCUUUUCAGAUCAGAUGGAUUUUAUCGAUUGUUGCUGCCAUGCAACGACGUAUGGGUAGUUUUUCACACAAUUCCAAUAUAAUAUUUUUGUUUUGUUUACACGUUUUAUUCUUGUGCGUUCUUUUUAUAUAAUGAAUUUGUUGUUUGAUGCAUCCCUGUGAUAUGUGUACUUAAUCUGUCUAUCCGGUUGUAAUUUCACUUGUUUUAGGACAAUUAUUGUUUCU
This is a messenger RNA of Hyalella azteca, 2989 nucleotides long. It is a transcript of the gene eas, whose product is annotated as probable ethanolamine kinase. Gene Ontology annotation, cellular component: cytoplasm. The record is from RefSeq and is a predicted model, not a curated record. The coding region runs from base 64 to 1200 and encodes 378 amino acids. Gene Ontology annotation, molecular function: ethanolamine kinase activity. The transcript is spliced from 8 exons. Lineage: Eukaryota; Metazoa; Arthropoda; Malacostraca; Amphipoda; Hyalellidae. Gene Ontology annotation, biological process: phosphatidylethanolamine biosynthetic process.